This is a messenger RNA of Durusdinium trenchii, 432 nucleotides long. Lineage: Eukaryota; Dinophyceae; Suessiales; Symbiodiniaceae. The record is from the annotation of a GenBank genome assembly.
AUGGCUGCUGCUAGCUUUUGUUCAGGAGUCCUUUCUUAUGGAGCAGGUGGAUUUGCUUUACCUUUGCUACAUGUGCUUGAACUUUUUCUCAUGGGCCUUUUUGAUCAAGAACUCCACGAAGUCUUCCUUCCAGGAUUGGGCGUCAAGGCACAACUUCUGGAUAAAGCCAGAUCAAGUGGAGAAUCAGCAGGGUCCUGCACAGUGAAAAGGCGCGACCUCCACAAGCAAGGCACGCUGGCACACUCAAGUUCAGGCUCUUCCACUUCAUCGCGGGCAUGGUCAGGAACUUCAGGCUCUGCAGGACCAGAUUCUGUAGGCUGGGCUUCCUCCAGGGGCCGCUACAUCCUCCCAGCAUGUGCACCCUCAACAUCCACCAAGACAGGUGGGAUUGAAGCUUUGGAGAGCAGCUCAUUGACUUACUUUGAGGACUGA